Hirsutella rhossiliensis is the source of this 258-nucleotide messenger RNA. RefSeq lists its product as uncharacterized. Lineage: Eukaryota; Fungi; Ascomycota; Sordariomycetes; Hypocreales; Ophiocordycipitaceae. The transcript is spliced from 3 exons. The record is from RefSeq and is a predicted model, not a curated record. The coding region runs from base 1 to 258 and encodes 85 amino acids.
AUGUCUGGUUUCGAGGUCGCCGGCAUCGUGUUGAGAGCGAUCCCCCUCGUCGUCAAAGCCCUAGAGGCGUACAGCAGUUUCCUGGCUGAUUGGGGCAAGACUCCCUCGGAGCUGAAGAGCCUGAAUCGACAACUUACCACGGAGCGGUCAAAGUUCGUCAAGGUCACGCGCGACGGACAGGUCGAGUGGAUGAAUUGGGGACGAAUGACACACGAGUUCAAGAAGUUCCUGCACCGCUCGAAUAGAAAAGACUACUAG